AUGCCCUGUGGGCACCUUUUUGGGCCCCACGAAGGCCUCCCUCAGCCGGCGCGGUCCCGGGGGCCUCCCGCGCGGGGCUACCCGAGCGCUCGGCUCUGCGGGCCGCCUCCUCCUCCCCGUUGUCCCCGGCCGGGCCCCCCGCCGCCCGGCGGCUCCCGUUCCCUCCGCAGCAGCCGGCCGGGCGGCACCGGGGUGCACGCGGCGGGGCUCGGCUUCGGCGCCCCCUCCCCCUGCUGCCCGCCGCCGACUUGGCGCUCGCGAGCUCGGGGUCCGGGAUUCCGGGACGCGGGGGUCGUCGGGGUGCUCGGCUGCCCCGCGCUCCCUCCCGCGCGCAGCCCCUCUCCGGGGGGAGGGGGGGCGCCUGGCUCGCGGCGCGCGGGCGUCACGGGCUCGGGGCGCGCGGGGACGGCGGCGGGGUGGGCCCCGGGGCGGCGGGCGGGGGCGCUGCUGCAGACGCGGGCACUGAUGCGGGCGCCGCGGCGCGGCCUCUCGCCAUGGCUCCCGAGCGAGCGGGCGGGCGGGCGGUUCGCACCUCCCCUCCGCGCUGCCGUCACCGCCGGACGCGCGCCGAGCCCUCCCCUUCCACCGCCCCGCCCGCCGGCCCGCGCCGCCACCUGCGGGCCGCCCUCCAGGAUGCUCUCCCGGGGGAUCGCGCUCCGGCUGCCGCCAGCAGCGCCCCUUUGCCCUGCGGCCGCGGCCCUAGGCCUGCCCUGCGCCUUGCCCUUUGCGGCUGGGCUCGGAGAGGGUCAAUCUAAGGGGAGCACGGGACUCGCGCGUGCAGUUUGCCGCCAAAGCAAUGAAGUCCAGGCGUGGCGUUCCUGCAGGUCGUAGAGGACAUUGGGAAGACACGGAGAGGAUUCUGACCAGAACCAAAGACGCAAGGAAGCUGAAGCAUAGAAAACCUGGUUUCAAAUACUCGUAGAGGAUUUGAAGGGUGCGGUGAAGACUGGUUCAGGCAAGAAUCAUCAAUGGAUGCUAACGGUAGAGCGGAUUUUACUGGGGAACAGAUAUUUCCUUGGCUUAACAUGUCUCUCCAUAUAGAUGGUUGAGGCUUAUAACAGCAAGGGGGAACUAUUCACAAAGGAGCAGGUGGACAACAUCUUCCUUCACCAGGUGGUCAAAAUUAACAUCACCAAUGACAGCAGACGGAGAUCAUGUCCUCAGAACACAUCACCUGUGCGGUAUUCCAGGGAGAACCAACAACCUGAAUCUGAUGAUGACACCUUAGACCAACCCCAAAUGAGGAACAUCUGUUAAAAAGGGGCAGGUAGGGGCUGUAUUCUUCAAACAUGUCAACAUGGUAAAAGACAAAAGAAGGCUUGGAAAUGUUCCAGAUUUAAGGUUGCUAAAAAGCCGUGACAGCUUAAUGUGAUCCUUAAUGUAAUGUGUAAGGAAAGGAAAUGCUAUAAAGGAUAUUUCAAUGGACAAAGUUGGAAUCCUGAUAGAUUAAAGUAUUGGAUCAAUGUUAAAUUUGCUGCUGUUGACAACUUGUCCUAUGGUCCUGCAGAAGAAUAUCCCUCUUCUUAGAAAUACACACUGAGGGGGCACCUGGGUGGCUCAGUCAGGUGGGCCUCUGACUUGGGCUCAGGUCAUGAUCCCGUGGUUUACCGGUUCAAGCCCCGAGUCUGGCUCUGUGCUGACAGCUCAGAGCCUGGAUCCGCUUUGGAUUCUGUGUCUCCUUCUCUCUCUGUCCCCCUCCCAUGCUCACACUCUGUCUCUCUCUCCUUCAAAAAUAAACAAACAUCAAAAAAAUGAAAAGAAAUACACACUGAAGUGUUGUGCAGACAUGAUGUGUGCAAUUUAACCUUCAAGUGAUUCAGAAAAAAACACGUUGAUAGGAAAAAUGGUAGAGUAAAUGGGGGAAAAUAUUAACAAUCGGUGAAUCUGGGUACAGAGUGUACUAAAGCACUUCUGCACAUUUGAAAUAUUUCCAAAUAAAAAGAUU
Acinonyx jubatus (cheetah) is the source of this 1945-nucleotide messenger RNA. RefSeq lists its product as uncharacterized. The transcript has 4 exons. The record is from RefSeq and is a predicted model, not a curated record. The coding region runs from base 1 to 831 and encodes 276 amino acids. NCBI's taxonomy places the organism in Eukaryota, Metazoa, Chordata, Mammalia, Carnivora, Felidae.